AAAGCAGGCAAAGGAUGGACCCAGAUAUCUCCUUACUGUUCAAGUGCCCGGAUUCUGGGGGUAUCCCCGAAUCUCACGUCCGAGCAGAAGUUUCCCCCCUCUACGACCGGAACACUCUGCCUGGGGAUCAGGUCCGAAUCGAUAGCGUCUGGGCAGCCCGUUGCCAGCAGAACCCGUGGCUUUUCGACAGGGCCAAAUUCCGCCUCCACUCCGCCACGCUGAACGACGGGAACCUUUUGACUUUCCACCUGGGGCUCACCAGCUACAAGGACUUCGUGGGCACCAACUUGGCGGAGACGGCCUGGCAGCUGCGGGAACAGGGGCGCAAGGACUUUGGCAACAGCCAAGCCUACCUCGCCGAACCCCUGGGUGUGGGUGCUAUGGUGCACACAGCAGACGACAAUUUUGUCUUCCUGCGGCGCAGCCUGCGUGUGGGGGAAGCCCCCGGGAAGGUCGACGUCCCUGGGGGACACCCGGAACCUCAGGCCGUGCUGGGUGUUGACGCUUCGGUGGGAUCCUUGAUUCGGCAUCAGGAUCUCCCGGGGGAUCUGGUGGUCAGGGAGCUGUUCUCUUCUGUGCUUCGCGAGAUCCAGGAUGAGGUGAACCUUCAGCCAGCUGCUCUCAGCAGGCCCCUUUUGCUUGGCAUCGUUCGGAAUGAAACCACGGCCGGCCGGUGCAGCGCCGAAUUCUACGUCAGGUGCAGCCUGUCGUCAGAGGAAGUGAAGCAGCGUUACACUCUUGGGGGACCAGAAGCUCAAGAAUCCGUCAGCAUCAUCUUCGUCAGCCGAGAGGAUCCGGAUGUCCGCUUAUCCAAAGCGCUCUCCUAUGCUUUGCGCCACGGGGCCGAAAAGAUGGGCCUCCACAUGUCAUCGGACGGCUUUGUCGACGUGGGGGAGAUUCUUCGUCUGCCCCAAUUUAAGGCCUGGUCUCAGGAGGACGUGGAGAGGGUGGUGGAGUCGAAUGAAAAACAGCGAUUCACUCUGUGCCGACAUCCGUCCGGCGGACACCUCCAGAUCCGUGCCAAUCAAGGGCACUCGCUACAGGUUCCCGAGCUGGAAUUAACCGCGCUGCAGACUCUAAAGGAUUUCCCAGAGACCGUGGCUCACGGCACACUUCUGCGCCACUGGCCAGCCAUUCGCCAGCAUGGCCUGUCACGGAUGGGAAGAACGCACAUCCAUUUAGCCCCCGGAUUGCCAGGGGAGGGGGCCGUCCUAAGUGGAAUGAGAGACAGUUCUGAAGUGGCCAUAAUCAUUGAUAUUCCCAAGGCCCUAGCAGAUGGAAUCGCUUUCUUCCGCUCGGCUAACGGAGUCAUCCUGACCCCAGGCAACGCGGACGGGCUGUUACUCCCCUGCUACUUCAGCAGAGCACUGCAGCUUCGACCCCGACGUAAGUCUGAAGCUUCUUCCUGGUCUUGGGCCCAAGUUCAGGGCUCUGAACGUUGAAGACACACUGUUCUGACUUAGGCUUCCCCAGCGGC
This is a messenger RNA of Thamnophis sirtalis, 1477 nucleotides long. Lineage: Eukaryota; Metazoa; Chordata; Lepidosauria; Squamata; Natricidae. The record is from RefSeq and is a predicted model, not a curated record.